Messenger RNA from Neofelis nebulosa (Clouded leopard), 5288 nucleotides. RefSeq names its product eva-1 homolog A, regulator of programmed cell death (gene EVA1A). The record is from RefSeq and is a predicted model, not a curated record. Lineage: Eukaryota; Metazoa; Chordata; Mammalia; Carnivora; Felidae. Bases 922 to 1341 code for a protein of 139 amino acids. The transcript has 4 exons.
UAGCAGGUGCUCGACCAGUGACUGUGGUGCCACUCUAAAAUUCUGUGCUAGAGGCUAUCGCUGAGGGUUGUAGGCAUCCAAAGGAGGGGCGCCUACACCCAGCUUGGACAGCAGGUGAGUCAAAGAGGAUGUGCUUGUAGGAGGCUGAGGUGGAGGCAUCCAGGCUGCUGAGAAGAGAAGAACAUCAGAGGCAGAGGAAGCAGGAAGAAUACCACAUGGCCAGGGGAGCAGGCAUGGUGUGCUCCAGGGAAGGAAGGGACUAGGCAUGGAUGGAGACAAGGGAGGCAGAUCUGUAAAGGGGCAAAGGAACCACAUCAGGGAGAGUCUUGAUGAAGAACUGAGAUUUUAUUCUGUAGGCACUGGAGAGCUCCUGCAGGAUUUCACACAGAGGAGACACUGGGUCAGAGUUUCAUUGUAAAAAUAGACCCCUCUGGCAGUAAAGUAGAUAUUGGAGAGGAAUAACAUAGGUGGCAGGAAGACCAGUUGGGACACCGUUGUACUUUAAAGAGUGGAACGAGCCUGGGGUUUGGAGGCAGAGAGACCUCCAUCUAUAUCACCUUUGUGUAACAGGCUAUUUAUUAAAUGUCUCUAAGCCUCUGUCUUCUCAUCUGAAAACAGGGACUCCCGAUUCCUCCCUCUUGAAUGGAUGGUGUUCAGUAUUAUGUAUGAUGAGAACUUGAGAAGCCAACUGAGGCCAACCAAGUUUCAGAACCUUUACUGCCUCACACCAGCGUCAGCAGGGAUGAACUGUUUUUGCCAGAUAAUCCUCUGUUCCUGACAGCACAUCUCUCCCCAGAAGAGAAGCGAGGGAGGUGCCACCUUGAUCCAGCUGAAGCAUUUCCAGGAAGCUUCUCUCUGGAUGCCACGUCGAGGCUGCCCUUCUGCCGUAGCACAGAGCUGGUGAUUGCCGAGUGUGUGGACAUGGCUUUGCUCAGCAACAUCCUGGCGGCCUAUUCCUUUGUCUCAGAAAACCCCGAGCGCGCAGCUCUGUACUUUGUCUCCGGCGUGUGCAUCGGGCUGGUGCUCACUCUGGCCGCCUUGGUGAUGAGGAUCUCUUGCCACACAGACUGCCGACAGCGUCCCCGGAAGAAGUUCCUGCAGGACCGAGACAGCAGCAGCGACAGCAGCGACAGCGACGACGGCAGUUCGGACACGGCGUCUGACAUCUCCGUCAGGAGACACCGCCGCUUCGAGAGGACUUUGAACAAGAACGUGUUCACCUCGGCCGAGGAGCUGGAGCGCGCCCAGCGACUGGAGGAGCGGGAACGCAUCAUCAGGGAGAUCUGGAUGAACGGCCAGCCUGAGGUGCCCGGGACCAGGAGCCUGAACCGCUACUACUAGGGGCGGGAACGGAUGCCCGCGUCUCAGGAAGCCGCCGGGGAGGGCCAGGGUCCGCCGGCAGGGUGGGCACAGGGCUGAACGCAGUUCUGCUUAAGCCCUGGGGGCAGAGAUAAGCAGGACACCCCCAUUUCCCAGACAGGAGGACUCAUCUUUCCUUUUCGAUUAAAUUCAUGGAGAAGUAGAAAACCCAAGUCAGUUCAUCAACCUUUCCAGGUCUUGGAACGGUGCUGAAAACCCUCUCCAACAAUGUGGGUGGAGAUUAGAGAAACGGGACUGUGGUUUCUCUUGAUUUCUGAGGAUCUCAGAAGUUUCUGCAGACUUCAUUGCUUUGUGUUAUUCCUUUACAAAAGGAAGAUUUUCAUGGCAUGAAGGCUAGGAAUAGCAGGGUGAACUUAACCCAGUAAAUGCAAUUUUCUAAAUGACCCCAUGCUAUGGAGGUGAUUCUCAUCCAGAUAGCAUGAUUUAUGCUUAUUAUUUAAGGCUGAUUUUUAAAAAUCUUGUGUUGCAAUGGCAACCUUGUCCAUUUUAACUGGCACCUCAGGGAUUAAAAUCCUAUUUUUUAGUAUAGUUCCCACCUCAUUCAUGAAGAUGGAUAGAAUUAAUGUAUUAUGGGAGAUGUGUCAGUGAACUAGAAAAUAUCAAUAACCUCAAAGGAUGAAGGGUUUUAUUUUAAAUAGUUUAUAAAAUAUAUAUUAACAUGCAUAUUUGAAGAUGCUGCAUAAGAAUAAAAGAUGUGUCUCCCCCUGCCUCCCGCCCCUUUGGAGGAAAGAAAUUUUGUUAUAAAUCUAGAUACUCAUGAUUUUAAACAUUUUGUUAAAAAAAAAAAAACAAGUUUGAAUUUCCCAGAAAAGAAUGGGAAUGGGAGAUGAGGAAUAAAGCCAAAAUUAGGAUGAGAUAAAAAAAAAUAAUAAAUACUACAUAAAAUCUUUUUUGUUUCAUGUCCAUCUCUGUGGUUAUAUUUACCUUAAAUGGCAGUCAUUUCAUAGGUGGCUAUGGUCUUUUGCCAGGCUCUUUUAAUAAUUGGGGAAUUAGGAGGAAUGGAGAAACUGAAGAAUAAAGAAAUGGCCUUUGUGUGACUAACUAGGGACUUUUUUUUUUAACAUUUUUUAAAGUUUAUUUAUUUAUUUUGAGAGAGAGAAAGCAUAUGCACAAGCAGGGGAGGGGCAGAGAAAGAGAGAGAGAGAGAUAUUCCCAAGCACCUCUGCACUGUGAGCUACAGGUCUGUUGGCUCCCUUCUCUUGACAUGCAGUGUGUUCCUUAGUCUGUCCCAGUGCUCCUGACCCUUCCUACUGAGAGUAUCUCCAUUGGCAUCCAUUGGUGUCAUCAGUAUGUCUGAAAGAAUGGUCCUGAGACUUCCUCUGCUGGGGUCUCUAUUGCUUUAGCAACCCACUGUCUAUGAUAAGGACUUGGUGGGCUGUCUUAAGAAGUGAAUGAUCACAAAGCUCUGUUUGCCCAGGGGACAAUAUAGUUAGCUUGAAACCUUGGUGGCUGGUCUGAUUAUACCAUUUUGGGUUGCCUCAUUGGCUAGUAACAACUGACAAAAAUCUUGUUAAAUCAAUGUCUUUGAGUCUGUGUUCCCACCCUUGUGCUUUCAGUACCUAGGCAAUAAUUGCCUGGGCUUUAGGUUAACCUCAUCCAUCUCCGUCUCUGUCUUUUAGAAAAGUGAAACAUUGAGGUGUCUUCAUCCCCAGGAUUCAUCCAAAGCUGAUAACAGGGAAAGAUAUGACCCUCAUUAGGCAGGGGCUAAGGGGGCAAUGAUAAAGGUGUUUGGGAAGGUUCUGGGUCAUCUGGUUUUCUUAGUCUAAUAUCCUGAUGCCUUUCUGGCAAGUCCAUACAAGUUCCCAUUUUGAGGGCGGUGGGGGCUUUGCCUAAGGCACAAAAUACUAGAUAACAGUUUAACCCACUGCUUCACUUUCAUAUACCCAGGAUUCCAGCUUUCAGUCAAAGAUAGGGAGACCUUACAUUCCUUAUCUUGACCCAAGAAGUUCUACAUUUAAGUCUGUCAUUCCUGGUUCCAGUUCCUGCAGGAGGCCACAUUCAUUUGCAAUAGAAUGAUACCCAACUUAAGAGCAUUUAUUGGUUCAUACAACUGGGAAAGGUGAGGUUGGAUCCGGCUUCAUGGAUGAUGGGGUCCAGCUGCUGAAAUGUGAUCAAACGUUUGUUCUUUCUCAGCUCUCUCCUCUGUUUCUAUUGCUGGUCUCAUUUUCUUCUCCUUCAGAAGAAACUGUGACAUAUGUAGACCAACGUAGUGUAUUGGAUUAAUUGCUACUGACCAAGCAUCCAUACAGCCACAAGUGGUGUGUGUGUGUGUGUGUGUGUGUGUGUGUGUGUGUGUGUGUGUAGGCAGUUUCACAGUUUACUAAGCUCAGGAGACAGCAUGGCAAGGAUGCUUCUGAUGCAGCUUCCCUGGUCUUCCAUGUUUCCUCAGAGAAACACCGGCUGACAGUUAAACAUCUGACAUAUUAGGAAGCAUAGUCACCCUAGGAAACUCCCACCAACUUCCUUUAAGAGUCUCUUCCUACACUGUGAGGAACAGGUAGUCACUAUCAACUCAUGGCACAUCUCAGCCCCCUCAGCUGAACCUUCGCUAAUGGCAGGGAGUACACUCCAGGCGCUUUUGGAUUUAACAUCAUCCCAAUAUAAGGACACGAGGAGAGAAACAUCUUGCUUCAAGGUUCAAGAUUAAAAUCACAGGGAAGGACUACUUGGCCUGGCUUGUGUAGUGUGCCAUUCUAGGAGUUUUACCAUUACAGGUACUAUAUUUAAGUCGUUAGGGAUGCCUGGGUGGCUCAGUCAAUUGAGUGUCUGACUCUUGAUUUUGGCCCAGGUUGUGAUUCCAGGUCGUGGGAUCAAGCCCCAUGUCAGUCUCCGCAUUGAGUGUGGAGCCUUCUUAGGAUUCUCUUUGUUUCUUUCUCUUUCUGCCCCUCUCUCUGGUUUUCACACACUCUCUCUCUCUUAAAAAAAAAAAAAAAAAAGUGAUUUUCUCAUGGUCGUGAGAUUGAGCUCCACAUCAGGGUCUGAGCUGAUCAUGGAGUCUGCUUAAGAUUCUCUCUCUCCCUCUGCCCUUCCCCCCCUUAUGUAAGCUCUCUCUCUCUCUCUCAAAAUAAAAAAAUAAAUAUAAUAAUUAAAAAACACACUUAAGUCUUUAAUCCAUUUUGAGUUAAUUUUUGUGAGUGGUAUAUAAUAGGGCCCAAUUUCAUUCUUUUGCAUGUAAAUAUCCAAUUUUCCCAGCAUAAUUUAUUGAAGAAGCUAUCUUUUUCCUAUUGAGUAUUCUUGGCUCCCUUGACAAAUAUUACUUAGCUAUCUAUGUGUGGGCUUAUUUCUAGACUCUUGAUUCUGUUCCAUUGGUCUAUGUGUCUGUUUUUGUGUCUGUAUCAUGCUAUCUAGAUUUGUAAUAUGAUUCAAAACCAGGAAGUGUGACACUUCCUGCUUGCAUUUCUUGCUCAAGCUUGAUUUAGCUAUUUGGGGUCUUUGGUGGUUCCAUAUGAAUUUUAGGAUUUUUUUUCCAUUUCUGUAAAAAGUGCCUCUGGAAUUUUAAUUGGAUGCAUUGAAUCUAUACAUGGCUUUGGGUAGUAUAGACAUUUUAAUAAUAUUAAUUUUUCCAAUCCACGAACAUGGGAUAUCAUUCCAUUUAUUUGUGUCUUCUUUAAUCUCUUUCAUUAAACUCUUACAGUUUUCCAGGUACAAAUCUCUCACCUACUUAGUUAAAUUUAUUCCGAAGUUUUUAAUGUGUUUGAUGCUAUUGUAAAUGGCAUUAUUUCCUUUAUUUCUUUUUCAGAUGGUUCAUUGUUAGUGUAGAGAAACACAACUGGGAUUUUUGUACUUUGAUAUUAUAUCUUGCAACUUUACUGAAUUUGUUUAUUAGUUCUAAGAGUUUUUUGGUGAAGUCUUCUAGGUUUUCAAUAUGUGACCUGCAAACAGAAACAAUUAUACCUCUUCUGUUCUUA